Molecule: messenger RNA, 3818 nt
Organism: Ziziphus jujuba (common jujube)
Lineage: Eukaryota; Viridiplantae; Streptophyta; Magnoliopsida; Rosales; Rhamnaceae
Product: putative calcium-transporting ATPase 13, plasma membrane-type
Exons: 1
Coding region: 510-3578 (1022 amino acids)
Biological process (GO): calcium ion transmembrane transport
Cellular component (GO): intracellular membrane-bounded organelle; membrane
Molecular function (GO): P-type calcium transporter activity; ATP hydrolysis activity; ATP binding
Source: RefSeq, a predicted model, not a curated record
CAUUCCAGACGUGUAGCGACGAGGAAAGAUAGUCGGCACCAGGAUAGCAAUUUUGCAGCAAAACUUAAAAUAUUUAUUCAAAUUGCACUCGCUCAGCUCUCUCAAUGCUCUGGAAUUGUCCUUUACGACUCUCUGAACAGAUCAUUUUAACUUGUAAAGGGCUCAAGAUGUAUAGACACGCAGAAAGAUUGUUGGAAAUAUAUGGAAUUUAAAUCCAAUCAUUCUGGUUCACGCUCCUUCACGUUUUCGAGGAAACUUCCGAACAAAAAUAUACACUUAUAUAAAUAUAACGUGAUCAAUUGUUCCAAAUCAUGCUUGCUUGAUAAUCAGAAAACUCAUCAAACAACAACUUACGCAUUGCUAUUUGGCUUUACAAUUUUCAUUCCGUCAAAGACUUCUCUUGUCUCUGUUUUUUCUCUUGAUUGUUAUUUUUUGUUCUGGUUGAUACGUUGUUGCAAAUCUUGACUUCUUUUUUUUUUUUUCUUCUUCUAUAUUGUGGUUCUGAAAACAUGUCGCCUGGGAUUUUCCAUACAAAUUUAGCAUGCAUUGAGUCGUUGCUUCAAAUCCCAAACACUAUCAGUGUACAGAAAAAGAAAUGGCGCUCUGCUUUUGUUACCAUCUAUUGUUCCAGAGCCCUGUUAUCCAUUUACAAAAAAUCUGUAAUCAAAAAGUGCGAUAUCGAAAUCCCACUUUCUUUUUCCUACACCGUCAUUGAUGUCAAACCAGUAAUUGGGUCAUUCCAAAUCGAUCAAACCAGCCUGGUUGAGCUUCUUAAGGAGAAGAAUCUUGCUCAGCUUCAACAAUUGGGAGGGAUUGAUGGUGUAGUUUCAGCUCUCAAAACUGGUGCAGAACAAGGUAUUUCCAGUGAUGAUGAAGAAGUUGCUGCUAGACGCGAAGCUUUUGGUUCAAACACAUAUACAAAACCACCUUCAAAAGGUUUUCUCUCGUAUGUUUGGGAAGCCUUUCAAGACCUUACCAUUAUCAUCCUCAUGGUAUGUGCUGCACUUUCCCUUGGUUUCGGCAUGAAAGUUCAUGGAGCCAAAGAAGGUUGGAUUGAUGGUGUAAGCAUAAUUAUUGCCAUUUUUCUUGUCAUUGCUGUUUCUGCGAUUAGCAAUUUCAGACAAAAUAGACAGUUUGACAAAUUGUCAAAAGUCAGCAACAAUAUACAAAUUGAUGUCUUGAGAGGUGGUCGGAGACAAAAGAAUUCGAUCUUCGAAAUCUUAGUCGGUGAUGUGAUUUGCUUAAAGAUUGGAGACCAAGUUCCAGCAGAUGGUUUGUUCCUAGAAGGUCAUUCUCUUCAAAUUGAUGAAUCUAGCAUGACGGGGGAGAGUGACCAUGUUGAAAUUAACCAUGGCCAAAAUCCAUUCUUGUUUUCUGGAACUAAAGUGGUCGAUGGCUAUGGCCGAAUGGUGGUCACUUCAGUUGGAAUGAACACAACAUGGGGACAAAUGAUGAGCCAACUCAGUCGUGAUUCCAACGAGCAAACUCCAUUACAAGCUCGGCUCAACAAGCUCACAUCUUCAAUAGGAAAGGUUGGUCUGGCAGUUGCUUUCAUUGUUCUUGUUGUCUUGUUUGUUAGAUACUUCACAGGGACAACAAAAGAUGAGAAUGGAAAUCAGGAAUUCAUUGGCGGCAAGACCAAGUUCGAUGACAUUUUGAAUUCUUCAGUGGAAUUUAUAGCAGCUGCUGUCACCAUUGUUGUGGUUGCUAUACCAGAAGGAUUGCCAUUGGCCGUGACAUUAACUCUCGCUUAUUCAAUGAAGAGAAUGAUGGCUGAUAAAGCAAUGGUGAGGAAGCUCUCUGCUUGCGAAACCAUGGGCUCUGCCACCACCAUUUGUACAGACAAAACAGGUACUCUGACUAUGAACCAAAUGAAAGUAACAAAGUUUUGGCUUGGCAAGGAAUCUACGGAACAAUUAGGAGCUUAUUCUUCAGUUGCUCCGUAUGUUAUAGAAUUGUUCAGAGAGGGAAUUGCUCUGAAUACUACAGGUAGUGUAUACAGGCCAAGUUUUGGAAUGGAAUAUGAAAUCACAGGUAGUCCAACAGAGAAAGCAAUUCUUUCAUGGGCAGUUGAGGAUUUGAAUAUGGAUAUGGAGGAAAUCACAAGGAAAUGUUCAAUUCUUCAUGUUGAGGCUUUCAAUUCAAAGAAAAAAAGAAGUGGGGUUUUAUUGAAGAGGAAAAUUGACGGCUCUGUUCAGGUUCAUUGGAAAGGAGCAGCAGAGAUGAUUCUAGCAAUGUGUUCGAGUUAUUACGAUGCUUCUGGAAUCAUCAAGGAUCUAGAUGAUAAUCAGAAAUCCGAAUUCCAGCAAAUCAUUCAAGGUAUGGCUGCGAGCAGUCUCCGGUGCAUAGCUUUCGCACACAACAGGGUUCAGACAGAGGAGGUUCAGGAUUCUGAUGCACCUAAAUCUUUGAAAGAAGAAGGUUUAGUCCUUUUAGGACUUGUGGGUAUUAAAGAUCCAUGUCGUCCAGGGGUGAAGAGAGCUGUGGAAGAUUGCCAGUAUGCCGGAGUUAACGUCAAGAUGAUCACCGGCGACAAUGUUUUCACCGCGAAAGCCAUAGCUACAGAGUGUGGAAUACUUAGACCAGGGCAGGACAUUAAAGAAGCUAUAAUAGAAGGAGAGAAAUUUCGAAACUACACAGAAGAAGAGAGAAUGGAGAAAGUUGACAAAAUCUGCGUCAUGGCAAGAUCAUCUCCAUUCGAUAAACUACUCAUGGUUCAAUGUCUGAAACGAAAAGGCCACGUCGUCGGGGUCACCGGAGAUGGCACGAAUGAUGCACCGGCAUUGAAAGAAGCUGACAUAGGACUCUCAAUGGGAAUCCAAGGCACAGAAGUUGCAAAGGAAAGCUCAGAUAUUGUCAUCUUGGAUGAUAAUUUUGCUUCAGUAGCAACGGUUCUCAAAUGGGGUCGAUGUGUCUAUAACAACAUUCAGAAAUUCAUUCAGUUUCAACUCACUGUGAAUGUUGCUGCUCUUGUGAUCAAUUUUGUCGCCGCCGUUUCCGCCGGCAAAGUUCCAUUAACGGCGGUCCAAUUGUUGUGGGUGAAUUUGAUCAUGGACACAUUAGGUGCUCUGGCUCUAGCAACAGAGAGGCCUACCAAGGAACUCAUGGAUAAACCUCCGGUGGGUAGGACUGCGCCUCUUAUCACCAACAUCAUGUGGAGAAAUCUUUUGCCCCAAGCUCUGUAUCAGAUUUCUGUGCUUCUGAUAUUGCAGUUCAAGGGAAAAUCAAUCUUUGGAGUAGAUGAGAAGGUAAAAGACACUUUGAUCUUCAACACUUUCGUGCUCUGCCAAGUUUUCAACGAAUUUAAUGCGAGGAAGCUGGAGAAAAAGAAUGUAUUCAAAGGGAUUCACAGGAACAGAUUGUUUAUGGGGAUCAUUGCCAUAACCAUAGUUCUUCAGGUGAUAAUGGUGGAGUUUCUGAAGAAGUUUGCAGAUACAGAGAGAUUGAGUUGGGGGCAAUGGGGAAUAUGUAUUGGAAUUGCUUCCAUGUCUUGGCCAAUUGGUUGGGUUGUCAAGUUUAUUCCUGUUGCGGAGAAACCAUUUUUCAGCUAUUUGAAGAUCAAGAAGUACUUCCAUUGAAGAAGGAUCAUUCUUACGAAAGACUCAGAACUAGGCCAACAAUUAUUUUUAUUUAAAUUCAUUGUAUUGAUUGAGUAAUAAUUAUUUUCAUUUAAAUUAUUUCAUUGUAUUUAGUUUUCCAGCUUUUAUCAUUUGUUGGGUACAUACAUAGGCUUAGUUGUCGAAUGUUAUUUCAAUAAUAUUAUUAUGUAAAUUGUUUGUACCUUUUUUAAUAUAAAUAUAACAUCUUUGUUGAUCCAA